CCUGCCCAGCCAAUCAGGACCAACUCUCGUUGCGGCUAGCGUGUCGCGAUAAUUCACGGAGUCGCUGGAUAUUCAAACGGUGGCGGUUUGACCUGAUUGGCGACUGACAAGGUACAGCAAGAGCAUAAUUUAGGUUUUCCAAAGCUUUGCAGAUGGCAGCAGAAGAGGAGAUUGAGCGGCUGAAGAGCCAGCUGAGGGAGAGGGAGGAGCAGGUCCAAAAGGCGGCGCUGGAGGGUUUGGGUCUCCUCAGCCUGCAGGUGGAACUGCAGAACCGACUAGAGGAGCAGAGAGUGGAGAUGACCAACGCGCUGGAGGCCCUGGAGCAAGACAAGUACUCCCUUCAAAGGGAAGUGGAGUUAAAGAGCCGGAUGCUGGAGUCGCUGCAGUCGGACCAUGACUGUGUGAAGAAGCAGCAGAGACAGCAGCUGGAGGACCAACGGGUCCAUCUGGAGAGGAGCCACAGCGCAGCGCUCAGUGAGCUCAACAACAAGGUGAUGAGCUUGCAGGCAGCUCUGGAGGAAUCCCAGCUGAACAACAAUCAGCUGCAACACAAACUGGAGCUGCAGACUGAGACUCUGAACAACAAGCUAGAGGAGCUGCGAGCACUGAACGAACGCACCCAGAGCUCCAUGACGUCUGAGGUGAUGGAGGUCCAGAUGAAGAUCAUGGAUCUGGAGAACAUUAAGGUGGAGCUGGAGCAGACGCUGCAGGAGGGUCGGUACAGAGAGCAGCAGCUGGAGCUGAGCAGCAGCAGCCUGCAGCGCCGCCUGCAGCAAAUCACAGAGGAGAAAGAGGAGCGAGAGAAAGAGGCUGUCUCCUGCUUUAUUGCGUUGGAGAAAUCUCGUGAGGCGAACCGGGACCUCCAAAUCCAGUUGGACCAGGUUCUACAGCAGGCCCAGGAUCCCACCAGUAAAGGGAACUCUCUGUUUGCUGAGUUGGAGGAUAAGCGUGCUGAGAUGGAGAGAAAGCUCAUCAGCAUGAAGGUCCAGUAUGUGUCCCUGCAGAAACAGCACGCCUUCAGCAAGCAACAGCUGCAGCGCAUGAAGGUCCAGAUAGCCACUCUGAUGCAGCUGCAGGGCUCCAGGGCUGACCCUGCUCAGCUGGAGAGGCUCCAGUCCAUGCUGUUGGAGAAAAACGGAGACAUCCAAAAUCUGAUGACUAAACUGCAGAGGCUUGAGAAGGUGGAGAGGAUGCUGAAGGCUCAGCCAGAUAACCCUGCUCCAGCACAAAGCGCUGACAGCCAAGAUGAAACCUACUACACUGACCUGCUGAAGAUGAAGCUCAACAACACUGUUAAGGAUGCAGAGCGUCUGGGAGACGAGCUUUCCCUUCAGAGGAUGAAGUCUUUGUCGGAGAGUCAGAGAGCUUUAGAGCUGGAGAGGAAGCUCUUCUCCUCUGAGCGGCUGCUCAAACAGACUCAGAGUGACAAGAUCAAACUGCAGCUGCGGAUAGAGGAACUGCAGCACAAGUACGAACCCAAAGAGGCCAAAAAACAUGUGCACAUAAGAAGGAAAGAGAAGCUUCCUGUUGAUGUGGGACCCUCUUCUGAAGAAGCCCCACCUGACAAGGGAGGGCACGUUGUUGCCGUGGAGAUGAUAGCAGACCCUGAGGCGGAUCCUGUGCGCUCCGCACGAGAGCCCGAGCCGCGGCCGGCCAAGUGUGUGAAGAUCAGCAGAGAAGAGGCUGUUGUGAUCCCCCCGCACAGCGAGGAGAACCUGGAGCAGAACCAGCAGCAGAACCUGGACGAGAACCAGCAGCAGAACCUGGACGAGAACCAGCAGCAGAACCAGAGGGAGGAGCGAAGAAAGAAGCCACGUGGAACAGUGGAGGUGAUCCAUGUGAGCUCCCACAGCAGCAUGGAGAACCAGUGUGCUCAGCAGUAGCACUGCUCUGUGUGGGGGGGCAGGGAGGUUGUGUGGCACAACGGGGCCCUGAACGACUGGGAGAACAUUAUUUUCUUAGUUUAAUUUCAAUGACUAACUUUAAAUUUAAGUACACAAUAGAGACCAUGUUGUCUUUUAUUAAGAACACCAAAAAUAAAAUGAAUAAAU
Messenger RNA from Etheostoma spectabile (orangethroat darter), 2051 nucleotides. RefSeq names its product spindle apparatus coiled-coil protein 1 (gene spdl1). The coding region runs from base 153 to 1883 and encodes 576 amino acids. Gene Ontology annotation, cellular component: spindle pole; outer kinetochore. Lineage: Eukaryota; Metazoa; Chordata; Actinopteri; Perciformes; Percidae. The transcript has 14 exons. Gene Ontology annotation, molecular function: kinetochore binding. The record is from RefSeq and is a predicted model, not a curated record. Gene Ontology annotation, biological process: establishment of mitotic spindle orientation; mitotic spindle assembly checkpoint signaling; mitotic metaphase chromosome alignment.